AUGGUCAAGCUCCGGGAUCCAGGGGCGGCAGGAGUCGUAUAUACGGAGGACCUGGCCCAGUGUGGGUGCAUCGAAGGACCCCAGGCCUCCAGCCUGACCAACCCCCGUUCAGGAUCAGCUCCCCAGCCCGCCCCCGAAGAGCGCCCAGAUGGCCCGGGCCGGGCUGGGGAGGACGGGCCCACCGAGCUGGGCGCCGAAGCAGGGGCCCGGGAACACACCCAGAGCCCGGGUGGUGGGGCGGCGCAAGGGCAGGCUGGGCCCGGAGGCCGGGAAGUGCCGGCGGCCGGCCUCGCUCCUCGUCCGCGGCUCCAGCGGCUGCCACCGCCCAGUGGUGGGACAGGGAGGCCGGGAGUCUCCCCGCAAGACACAAUGGAAAAGUACCAGAUUUUGGACUGGCUGAAUCCUGGGGCCUUGGGGGUGAACCUUCUGGUGGAGGAGACAAAAAGCAAAGUAAAGCAUGUGAUAAAGCAGGUGGAGUGCAUUGAUGAGCAUCAGGCCAACGAGGCCCUGGAGGAGUUGGUGCCGCUGCUGAAGCUUCAGCACGCCCACGUCUCCAUCUACCAGGAGCUCUUCAUCGUGUGGAACAGUGAGAUCUCCUCUCUGUUCCUUUGCCUGGUGAUGGAGUUCCACGAGGGAAGCUUCCAGAGUGUCAUUGAGAAGAGGGCGGCAAAGAGAGUCAUUGACUCCCAGGGAAGACAGACUCUCUGGGGCACCAGGCCUGGGGGCUGCCUGGACCCUGUGAUGCCACAGGCCCCACAGCAGAGGGCAGAGGAGCAGUGGAUGCAGAACAUGCUGGGCCAGGUGUUGAAUGCGCUGGAGUACCUGCACCAGCUGGACAUUAUCCACAGGAACCUCAAGCCCUCCAACAUCGCCCUGGUCAGCAGUGACCACUGCAAACUGCAGGACCUGAGCUCCAACGCACUCAUGACCGACGUAGCCAAGUGGAACGUCCGUGCAGAGGAAG
Lipotes vexillifer (Yangtze River dolphin) is the source of this 964-nucleotide messenger RNA. Lineage: Eukaryota; Metazoa; Chordata; Mammalia; Artiodactyla; Lipotidae. The record is from RefSeq and is a predicted model, not a curated record.